Messenger RNA from Spinacia oleracea (spinach), 686 nucleotides. Its product is annotated as 40S ribosomal protein S17. The transcript has a single exon. Gene Ontology annotation, cellular component: ribosome. The record is from RefSeq and is a predicted model, not a curated record. Lineage: Eukaryota; Viridiplantae; Streptophyta; Magnoliopsida; Caryophyllales; Amaranthaceae. Gene Ontology annotation, biological process: translation. Gene Ontology annotation, molecular function: structural constituent of ribosome. The coding region runs from base 99 to 533 and encodes 144 amino acids.
CUCUACACAUUCAUAUCUCACCCGCAGCAGCUUUCACUCUCUCUCCUUCGUCUCCUUCAUCUUCCUCCUCUGUGCGCUCUUUCUCACUCUGAGGAAAAAUGGGUCGAGUUCGCACAAAAACUGUGAAGAAAUCCUCACGCCAAGUGAUCGAGAAGUACUACUCAAAGAUGACAUUGGAUUUCCACACCAACAAGAAGGUUCUAGAAGAGGUGGCCAUUAUCCCAUCAAAGAGGCUGCGCAACAAGAUCGCAGGAUUCUCCACCCAUCUCAUGAAACGAAUCCAGAAGGGCCCAGUUCGUGGGAUCUCGCUGAAGUUGCAGGAAGAAGAGAGAGAAAGACGCAUGGACUUCGUACCUGAUGAAUCCGCCAUUAAAAUCGAUCACAUUGAGGUUGAUAAGGAAACCAUUGAUAUGCUUGCUUCUCUUGGCAUGGCUGAUUUGCCCGGUGUUGUUCAGAUGGUUGCUGAGCCUGCCCCUGUUGUUGCUGCCGCUGGUGGUUUCGGACGUGGUGCUGGUGGUGCCAGGAGGUACUGAUUAUUUCGGAUUUAGGGUUUUAAAUUUGCGAACAAUGUCUUUUAAUAUGUAAGUUUGAUAAUUUUGAAAUUACGGAAAUUUUGGGCUUAAUUUGUUGAUGAAAUUAUGUCGUACUUUGAGGAUUUUCUUUAUGAUAUGCAAUUUCUUAUCUGA